AUUAUUCUUCUUCUUCUUCUUUGCAGCGGCAUCUAUGGUUAUGGUGGUGAGCGAGGCGUCUCGUCUCACUCCUCCUCCCUCGUCUCUCUACAGUGCCGACCUCCCUCCCUCGCUGCCACGCUCUGGACCUCCAGCUUGAGGAGAGAAAUGUUGGGGAAAGAGUUUGCUACUGUCUACACGAACUUAAAUUGUUUUUCACCUGACAAUGUGUCGGUUUUCCAAGACAAUGGAGCUAUAUGGGAGUUGUAACCGAACAAUUUCUCGGCGUUUCUCGGCGUGUACUUGUGCACGAUAGACAUGAUACGAGUUUGAAACACAGUGGGACGUGCAAAAACUAGUACUACUUUAGGCUUGAUCUGGACAUGCCGGAUGGAACGUCGUAGUGAUGUAAAAGACAUGGAAAGUGGAUGGUGAGGAAGAGCGCUCGUCCAAGCUGGCUCAUCUUGGCGAUAAUUGUGGGAUGUGUACUUACAAUUCUGUCUCUGAAAGGUAGCGUUCGAAGAAUCUCUGCAGGAGCAUAAUCGAGUAAUUCACACUUCCACAUAGUGCGCCAGAUACAGCAACAUGCUUGGAAAUCGACUGCUGUGGGGUGUGGCCAGAUCCUGCCUGCAAAGACCUACGUAUUUUUCACGGAAAUAUAUAACGCCCCACAUACACGAGGGUGUGCUAUUCAGGAGAAGGUGUUUCAGCUCGGGAUCUGGAGUAGAAGCUUCCUCCCCUCUUCAGAAGCAAGGCCAAAAUGGAAUGCUGUUCAGAGUUUUGACUUCGGGGAAAGGAAAAGUUCAAGGAAAGUCGUACCUGCUUGCAGUUGCUGCUACUGGUUGUUUCGGAGCUGGUCUUCUUGUCGCACUAGCUGAUGCAGGGCAGGAUAAUUCCUCUUCUGGUUCCGAUGAAGCUGUGUCUGCAGGAAAUUCAAGGAAACAGAAAGUUGUGAUUCUUGGAACAGGAUGGGGGGGAGUCAGUUUUCUCAAGAACCUGGACUCAUCCAAGUAUGAUGUGCGAGUUGUAUCUCCUCGCAAUUAUUUUGUUUUCACCCCCUUGCUGCCUAGUGUCACAUCUGGCACUGUGGAGGCUCGGAGUAUCACAGAGCCAAUUCGAAGGAUUAUUCGGAAGAAAGAUGUGAAAUUCCAUGAAGCUGAGUGCACAAAGAUCGAUGCAGCAAACAAGAAGGUCGUGUGCAGGGACAGCUCUGAUGUGAAAUGCGUAGGAAAGGAGGAAUUUGAGCUCGAAUACGACUAUUUGGUAGUGGCAGUCGGAGCUACUUCCAACACAUUUGGCACCAAGGGUGUUGAGGAGUACUGUCAUUUUUUGAAAGAGAUUGAAGAUGCUGAGAAGAUCCGUGGACGGAUUGUUGAUUGCUUUGAGACAGCUAGUCUACCACACCUAUCUGACGAGGACAGGCGAAAACUUCUCAGCUUUGUGAUAGUGGGUGGAGGUCCCACAGGAGUAGAAUACGCUGCUGAGCUUCAUGAUCUCAUUCAUGAAGAUCUCACCGGUUUGUAUCCAGAACUGCAGAAGAUAGUCAAGAUAACGGUAGUGCAAUCUGGUGACCAUAUCCUCAAUACGUUCGAUGGGCGUAUAAGUGAAUAUGCUGAGAAGAAAUUCGCUAGAGAAGGAAUUGAUGUGAAGAUUGGAAGCCGGGUUCUGGGUGUCAGUGAUGAAUCCAUCACUUUCAAGUCGAAAGCGACUGGCAACCUUGUGGAGAUGCCUUAUGGCAUGAUUGUUUGGUCAACAGGAAUUGGCACUCGUCCAGUGGUAGCUGACUACAUGAAACAGAUUGGGCAAACUGAUCGUAGAGUUUUAGCUACAGAUGAAUGGCUCCGUGUUAAAAACGCUGAAGGAGUUUAUGCUCUUGGAGAUUGUGCCACCAUCGAACAACGUAAAAUUGCUGAGGAUAUCGCGUACCUAUUUAAGUUGGCGGACAAGAAUGGUGACGGUACCUUGUCUGUUUCUGAGUUUGUCGACACUAUGAACAACGUCAGAGUACGUUAUCCUCAAAUUGAUCUUUACAUGGAGCGGCAGCAUAUGAAAGGGGUGGUUGGGCUCCUGAACGAUGCUAUAAAGAAGGAAAAAGAUUUGAAGCUUGAUCUUGACCAUUUCAGCGAGGCGAUCUGCAAGGUAGAUUCCCAGAUGAAAUCUACACCAGCCACGGCUCAGGUUGCUGCUCAACAAGGCGAGUAUCUUGCCCGCUCUUUCAAUCAUCUGGCGACAGAAGAUCCUGACGAAGGGCCGGUGCGCAUCAGGGGGGGUGGACGCCAUCGUUGCCAACCCUUCCUCUAUCGGCAUUUAGGCCAGUUUGCUCCUUUGGGAGGCGAAACAACUGCUGCUGAACUGCCCGGAGAUUGGGUUUCCAUUGGUCGAAGCACUCAGUGGUUAUGGUACUCUGUGUAUGCCAGCAAACAGGUGAGCUGGCGCACUCGAGCACUUGUGAUAUUUGAUUGGACCAAGCGAUUCGUGUUUGGGCGAGAUUCUUCUCGAAUGUGAUUCUUCAACUGUAUUUUAAUUGGGGAAGGGGAUAUGGCACGAAAGGUUGGGGAACCAACUAGAGCCAUGAAAAAUCCAGCUUAGUUGAUCAUUCACCUAAGCUGGAUUGCUGUUGCACCAUCAGAUAAAAACGAUGUCAAGUUUGUUGACAGUUUCCAAGGAUACCAUUUGCAAUGA
This is a messenger RNA of Physcomitrium patens, 2661 nucleotides long. Lineage: Eukaryota; Viridiplantae; Streptophyta; Bryopsida; Funariales; Funariaceae. The record is from RefSeq and is a predicted model, not a curated record.